Emiliania huxleyi CCMP1516 is the source of this 1422-nucleotide messenger RNA. RefSeq lists its product as hypothetical. Bases 1 to 1422 code for a protein of 473 amino acids. Gene Ontology annotation, molecular function: small GTPase binding; GTPase activator activity. Gene Ontology annotation, biological process: activation of GTPase activity; nucleocytoplasmic transport. The record is from RefSeq and is a predicted model, not a curated record. Gene Ontology annotation, cellular component: cytosol; nucleus; perinuclear region of cytoplasm. The transcript has a single exon. Lineage: Eukaryota; Haptophyta; Isochrysidales; Noelaerhabdaceae.
AUGUGGAGAGCGAUCGCGAAGCAGCUGGCCGAGUCUGACCUCGCUUCCGCAGUCGCCCUCAAACGAUGCAGCAGCCGCUUCAAGGACCUUGCCGCCCCGCUGGUGGCAAACGCCGUGGAAAGGACGGACGAGAAGUGGCGGGAUGCGGCAGCCGAAAUCGGCGGCCGAGGCGCUGCAACGAUCACAGGCGGGCUCGAGCGCAACGAGGUGCUGACCGAGCUUGACCUCGCCGGCAACGGCAUCGACGACGCGGGCGCCGAGGCGCUGGCCUCCGCUCUGCGCGUCAAUGCGGUGCUGACCGACUUGAACCUCCGUCGCAACAACAUCCGCGACGAGGGCGCCGCUGCGCUGGCCUCCGCUCUUCGCGUCAACGGGGUGCUGACCACUCUUGACUUGUCGGGCGACCCAUACACCAGCGGCGGCGGCAUCGGCCCCGAGGGUGCCAGCGCGAUCGCAGAGGCCCUUAAGGUCAACGGGGUGCUGAAAGAGCUCAACCUCCGCAACAACAGCAUAAGCCCCACCGGCGCCACCGCCCUCGCCGACGCCCUGAAAGUCAACAAGGUCCUGACCUACCUCGUGCUCUGGGAAAACAACAUCGGCGACGAGGGCGCCAAGGCGCUAGCAGCCGCUCUUCGCGUCAACGAGGUGCUGAAAAUCCUCAACCUCGGCGAAAACUCUAUCCGCGCCGAGGGCGCCGCCGCGAUCGCCGAGGCGCUGCGCGGCAACAGGGUGCUGACCAACCUAAACCUCGAUCGCAACAACAGCGGCGCGGAGGGCGCAGCCGCGACCGCCGAGGCGCUGCGCGGCAACGCGGUGCUGACCAACCUCGUGCUCCGGAGGAACAGCAUCGACGACGAGGGUGCCAAGGCGCUAGCAUCCGCUCUUCGCGUCAACGGGGUGCUGACCAACCUCGUGCUCCCGCAAAACAACAUCGGCGCGGAGGGCGCAGCCGCGAUCGCAGAGGCGCUACGCGGCAACGGGGUGCUGACCUCCUUGGAUUUGGGCUCGAACGGCCUCACCGAGGAGGCGGCCCUCGGCAUCGUCCGCGUCGAGCGGCAGCGCAACAAGCUCACCUCGCUGGGCUUGGCUAGCUGCGGCAUCGGCCCGGCUGGCGCCGCAGAGAUCGCUGAGUACGUGUCGGGCAGCGCGGUAUUGACCGAGUUGUGGCUCGGCGGGAACGAGAUCGGCGACGAGGGCGCCGCUGCGCUGGCCUCCGCUCUGCGCGUCAACGGGGUGCUGAAAACACUCUGGCUCUCCGGCAACUUCAUCUGGGACGAGGGCGCGGCCGCGAUCGCCGAGGCGCUGCAGGGCAACGGGGUGCUGAAAAACAUCGACCUUAGCUACAACAUCUUGGGCGAUGAGGGGGAGAAAGCGAUUCACGAUGCGGUGAGCGGGCGGGAAGGGUUCGAGCUCGAGAUGUGA